AUGGCGACCCGAACUCCGUACAGCCUAGGCUGCCACGCAUGCAGAAGGAUGAAAGUCAAGUGCGAUGAGAAGAAGCCACAAUGUGGAAGAUGUGCAAAGGCUCGUCGUUUAUGCCCAGGCUAUCCCGACACGAAGCAAGUGAUAUUCCGGUCGGUGAAUGAAGGACUUGCUUCGAAGGGUAAAGCUGCACGUCCGUUACGGACGCGAACACAUAAUACUUCUGCAGCAUCAGAUCACGCAGGAGAUUUGGCAUCAGAUUCAUGCAUACCGCAACUCCUCGCACAGCCUUCUGAAGCAUGGGACACGAGAGCCAUCUCGCAUUUCUUAUACCAUUAUACAUCAUCUGCGACGAAGGACAGCUCCGGGUAUCUAGGGUUCUUGUCAGACUUAUUAAGCAACAGUCCAAGCGUACCGUAUCUCAAGUCCGCGGUGCUUGCAGCUGGCUCUGCGAGUCUCGCCAACAUAACCGGGCUCGUUUAUCUCCAGAUAACUGCGGAGAAACACUACGGUGAGACACUAAGAUGUAUUUCAAGCGCUUUGAAGAACCCAUUAGAAGCGAGCUCUGAUGCUACACUGGUCGCCAUCAUCAUCCUCCAGAUGUACGAGGUAAUCGUCGGCAUCACGAGAGUGUCAUGUGAUCCCCACCAGAAAGGACUCGUGGAACUAUCGCGGAUACGCGGGAAUGCUCGGCUCGGGACAAGGAACGACAAUGCCUUGCUUCAAGUUAUCCACGGCCGGGUUCAUACGAACGCAAUAGGGGGCCUCUGUCCUUCCCCGAUCAACAUGGAUUAUGAUGUUAAGAGGGUAGAUAUCGCUCUGCAUGAAGCUGAGCUCUGGCGACUUAUGCGCAAGACCUCGCAAUGCUGUGUCGCGACUUGGACGAUGAUUUCGGUUCCAAGCUACGAAAUAUCCAGUAAUGAAGUUAUCAAAUCUAUUGAUAAUCUAUACUCGACGUAUCAUGGCCUACUGAACUGGAGGAAAACACUGCCCUCUAUCUGGUCAUACCAAUCCUGUGAGAUGCCCAGUCGAGAUGCCCAGCCGGGAACGAUUUACCCAGAGAAGUACCAUCUUUUCAAGAACAUUCAUCAUGGCGCAAUGUGGAUCAGCUUCUGGUGUACCGUCGUAUAUGCCCUACAAGUCCUCGUUCAUGCAUCUUCUCUUCCAAUAUUAGAACAAUGCCUCAACCAAGACCAAUAUUCCAUUCAGGAUCUCCAGAGAAGGCUCUACAGCGCAGUUGAUGACAUCUGUGCCUGUGUCCCGUACAUGCUAGGCGACGUAGACCGGCUAGGCCUACCAGUCGUCGGUAAGGACGGGAAGGCCCUGGGCGCUUAUUUUCUGCUGCGAGGGUUAUAUGUAGCUAGUUGUGUCGAGGAGUUGACGGAUCUUCAGCGGGAAUACAUGAUGACGACGUUCUUGCGGAUUGCGCAUGGCAAGGGUAUUAAGUUGGCUUUGCGACCGAGGAAUAGAUGGUUGAAUCGACAGCAGAGGGAUGAGAUGGUGCGGUAA
Xylaria bambusicola is the source of this 1506-nucleotide messenger RNA. RefSeq lists its product as uncharacterized. Gene Ontology annotation, molecular function: zinc ion binding; DNA-binding transcription factor activity, RNA polymerase II-specific. The transcript has 3 exons. The record is from RefSeq and is a predicted model, not a curated record. The coding region runs from base 1 to 1506 and encodes 501 amino acids. NCBI's taxonomy places the organism in Eukaryota, Fungi, Ascomycota, Sordariomycetes, Xylariales, Xylariaceae. Gene Ontology annotation, biological process: regulation of DNA-templated transcription.